Messenger RNA from Pelobates fuscus (common spadefoot toad), 2086 nucleotides. RefSeq names its product oocyte zinc finger protein XlCOF7.1-like. The record is from RefSeq and is a predicted model, not a curated record. The transcript has 5 exons. The coding region runs from base 256 to 1869 and encodes 537 amino acids. Gene Ontology annotation, molecular function: DNA-binding transcription factor activity, RNA polymerase II-specific; RNA polymerase II cis-regulatory region sequence-specific DNA binding. NCBI's taxonomy places the organism in Eukaryota, Metazoa, Chordata, Amphibia, Anura, Pelobatidae. Gene Ontology annotation, biological process: regulation of transcription by RNA polymerase II.
UACUGCGCAUGCGCACCCCGGCUGCCCAUCUAACUGACCGACUACAUCUCCCGUGAGGCACUGCGCGCGCACUCCGCGGUUACUGGCCGCAACGGGCAGGCAUGCGAGGCAGCUGAGGGGAGUAGUGGAGACAGUGGUCGGCCUUUGGAACCAGACACAGGCAGUGACAAACACAUAUAUCUGACAAAUCGUUGGUGUUAUCCAAGGACUUCAUCUUCUACAAGGUUCAUAGAACGUUCUCCGAUUGACUCCGAGAUGAUGAGUAAAGACAGGAGUCAGAUGAGUGAAAAGAUCUUGCAUUUCACUCUGGAGAUCAUAUAUCUGCUGACUGGAGAGGAUUAUGUUGUUGUGAAGAAGUCUUGUGACCGUGCAACACAAAGUGGCUCUCCGAGUGUGUCAGAAGGUUUCUCCAGGGUCCCAAGUCCAAGCAUGGCUCCUCCAGCAAAUGCCCUUCUAUAUGAGAAAAAAAAUGACAAGAUGAUCCUGGAACUGACCAACAAGAUCAUCCACCUGCUGACUGGAGGGGAAUGGGAGUAUAUUCAGGGACCCAAUGACAUGAACGAAAAGCAGCAGCACCACAGACCGUUGGAAACAGAUGUACCAGUGUCCAGAAAUACUACUGCAGCAUCGGGAAUCCCUACUUCUUCGCCUCAUUGUAUAAUUGAAGACAAAUGGGUAAUCACAGAUAAUCAGAGCGAGAUAUGCCUGAGCUUGUAUAAAUCAAACACAAAAGCAAGUGAAACUGUUACAAUAGUGACCGAUGACGAAUUAUCAGGUGAAGAAGAUAUUGGCGCCCGUAGAAUCACUCCACAAACUCGGCCCGAAUAUAAAUCUCGAAUGAAAGAAAAUCCUGGCUCGUACGAAGAAAGUAAUCAUGCAGAUACAAAUGUAUAUUUACAAACACCGCAAAUAAAGACAGAGUUUCCUUCCAGGAAUGGAAAAAAGGAUCCCGUCUCUUGUGAUGAAGACAGUCUUAUAGAGAUUGAUGGACCUGAAAAAUAUACAACUACUCAUAUUAAGGAGGAACCAAUAUCAUGUGAUGAUGAUGACGACGACGAACUCACGGACGAUGACAGUUACACAGAAACUGAUUAUACGUCUCCUCGUAUCAAAGAAGAAUCAACUUUGUUUGAGGAGGAAAAUCUCACAGCUGAUAUGUGUACACAGAGUGAAAAUAUUCCUGUUAGAAGGGGAUUCAGUAAAUCAUUUGGACUUUUUCCCGUGAGAACAAACCUCAACAGUAAAUCCACCUGUUCAGCAUCCCAAAGUCAACAAUCAAUGUUAAGGACGUAUAUAUGUUCCGAGUGCCAUAAAAACUUCUAUUCCAGUAUUGAUUUUGGUCACGAAGGAUUGCAGCCACUUUGUCCUCCAUGUAAUGAAGAAUUAUGUAACUCACAGCUUACUAUGCAACAGGCAUUUGAUGCUGGAGAUAAGCUAUACGUAUGUCCUGAAUGUGGGAAAUGCUUUAACCAAAUACCUCACCUUCUUGUGCAUCAAAAAAUUCACAUCAACAAGCAGUUCUCUUGUUAUGCUUGUGGGAAAUGUUUUGGGCAGAAGCGUAAUCUUAACAGACAUCUGAGGAUUCAUAUCAAAGACAGACCUUUUGAGUGCACUGAUUGCGGGAAAUGUUUUUCACACAAAAAUAAUCUAAAUAUUCACCAACGGAUUCACACUGGUGAAAAAAUGUAUUCUUGCUCUGAUUGCGGGAAAAGUUUCCGUCGGGCGUCCCAUCUGGUUAUCCAUCAGAGGAUUCACACAGGGGAGAAACCAUACUCCUGUUCUGUAUGUGGGAGAUCAUUCGGGGACAAAAGCAACAUGAAUAAGCAUUUGAAAACUCAUGCAGGGGAGAAUGGAAUUUCAUUUCAAUAACACACUUUUGCUUUUGAAUUGCAUGUCACAGGUAGUGACAUACCUUUAUUAAUCCUAAACUUUCCUUCUGUUGUACAACUGUAUCUUCCAUCAGGAAUCUUUCAGAUCCUUGUGUUUGAAUAACACAUGUAAGUGAUAUUGAAAUCUAACUUCUUUUAUGGCAGCAAUCGUACUACAGAUAUCAUAUGCUAUAGAUUUCUCAGUGGUAGUGGGGAAG